Gekko japonicus is the source of this 1968-nucleotide messenger RNA. Its product is annotated as disintegrin and metalloproteinase domain-containing protein 21-like. Lineage: Eukaryota; Metazoa; Chordata; Lepidosauria; Squamata; Gekkonidae. Gene Ontology annotation, molecular function: metalloendopeptidase activity. Gene Ontology annotation, biological process: male gonad development; proteolysis. The transcript is spliced from 3 exons. The record is from RefSeq and is a predicted model, not a curated record. Gene Ontology annotation, cellular component: external side of plasma membrane; sperm head plasma membrane; plasma membrane. Bases 1 to 1968 code for a protein of 655 amino acids.
AUGCAUUCUGACUCACUUCCUCCGUAUAUGUCCUAUGAAAUAAUUAUUCCCAGGCGGUUAGAACCAGAGAGAGGAAAGGCCAAGAAGGACGGACUUUCGUACAUCAUCAAGGCAGCCGGAAAGGAACACAUAAUUCGACUGAAACGAAGGAACAACUUUCUGAUUGGGAACCUGCCGGUCUUCACCUACGAUUCCGAGGGGAGAAAGGUGAAAAAUUCCCUUGUCGCCCUCAGCACCUGCUUUGGCCUUAGAGGAUUCAUAAAACUCAGAGGUCUACAUUACGGCUUGGAGCCUUUAGGGGGUUCGCGGCUAUUUCAGCAUUUCCUCUACCUGACCAAUAAAACCGGUUUCAAUUCCACAGUCUGUGGCCUGGGAGCUGAUGGUCCAAAUCACCAGGCAGAAGAGGCGGGGAGAGGGAGGCCUAAUGUCAGGUUUGCGAAUGAUCUGUUGUAUAUUGAGCUGUACGUGGUGGUGGACAACAUGAUGUUUCGCUAUGAAGGUCGCAAUGAAACCAGAGUGAUAUAUAUCGUUUUGGACACAAUUAAUAUGGUGUACACGCAUUACCGUUUCCUGAAUAUUGCGGUCAUUCUGGUGGGUCUGGACAUCUGGAAAGAACGCAACCCCAUUGAGAUUUCCAGAGACACCACGAAUCUCACCCACGAUUUAAGCGAAUGGAAAAUCGCCCAUGCCAAGGAGGUACAGCGUGACACGACCCACUUGUUUGUUCAUCAGAGAUUCGAUGCAGUGCCUUGGCAUUUCUACCUCGGCGGCAUCUGCAGCCCAGAUCUUUCUGUAGGGAUAGACCCCUACCUAACCAGGGAUCUGCAAGAAUUCUCCAAUAUCAUCUCUCACACGUUGGGUCACAACCUUGGCUUGGGCCACGAUGGCCCUUACUGUUUUUGUGAUGAGCAAACAAGCUGUAUCAUGCACCCUUCUCACACGACGUUUGCCUUGUUCAGUAACUGCAGCAUAGCCUCUUUGUCACGUCUAAGAAUGGGGAAAAAGUUGGGUUGCCUGCACAACGCCCCGGACCCCACUUCACUUUUCAAGUUCAAGCACUGCGGCAAUAAAGUGGUGGACGAAGGAGAACAGUGCGAUUGCGGCGGAGAGCAGCAAUGCAGAUGGGACCCUUGUUGCAACCCCAACUGCACCUUCAAGGGAAAGGCCAUUUGUACCCACGAGGACUGCUGCAAAGACUGCCAAUUCACCCGAAGGGGAGCACUCUGGGAAUCUAGGUGGUGUCCGGCGGAUGUGUACAAACAGGAUGGGACACCGUGCGACAAAAAUGCCUACUGUUAUGCAAACAAAUGUUCAGCUCACAGUUUCCAAUGCGCUGAUAUCUUUGGCGAAGAAGCCAGAACGGCUCCGUGGCACUGUUUCAAAGCACUGAAUAUGGCUGGAGAUGAAUUAGGCAACUGUGGCAGUGACGGAGAAGGAGAAACAUUUGUGAAAUGCAAGGAGGAAGACGUUCUGUGCGGGAGACUGCACUGCACCAACGUCAGGAGGCAGCUCAACCUGCUGACCUACACCCAGUCGUUGGUCAACGGCGUGUCUUGCUGGAGCACCAAGUACCAACGCAGAAGAGGCACGGAGGACAAAGGAGCCGUGCCAGAUGGAACAGUAUGCGACAGCAACAAGAUAUGCAUGAACAGGACAUGCGUCCCCAUCUCCAUUUUGAAAUCUGCGUGUGACCCAAUGGAGAAGUGUCACGGCAGAGGUGUCUGCAACAAUCGCGACAACUGCCACUGUCAUCGUGGUUGGGCCCCCCCCUUCUGCACGCAUUUCGGUUCAGGGGGGAGCAUAGAUGGCGGGUCCCCCCAGCAUGCUUUUACCGCGCUCUUCUUCAGUUUUGCUUUUAAAGUCGUGGUUCCUGUCCUAGUGGUGGGGGUGGCGGUCUUCACCCUCCUUAGCUCCAGACUGAGGUUGCUGCUUAACCGGUGCAGACAGAGAAUCUCGUGUUGGCGCUGA